This is a messenger RNA of Anneissia japonica, 2965 nucleotides long. RefSeq names its product interferon-induced very large GTPase 1-like. The record is from RefSeq and is a predicted model, not a curated record. Bases 332 to 2965 code for a protein of 877 amino acids. NCBI's taxonomy places the organism in Eukaryota, Metazoa, Echinodermata, Crinoidea, Comatulida, Comatulidae. The transcript is spliced from 2 exons. Gene Ontology annotation, molecular function: GTP binding.
UGUAGAGGCGUUUAUAAAUGUUAUAUAUAAUGUCUGACUAGUUCCGAAAGCGACAUUUGAUUUGGUUUAAAUAUUUCUGAUUAUUAUUAUACUGAUCUGGAAACUGACUGAUGAAACAGUUAAUAAAAAAAAGAUAAAUACUUAGUUGAAGAUUCACUGGAAUAGCCUCUAAUAUUCAAACCAAAAUUGUGGACACUAUACGAAUAUAUACAAAAUAUGGUAGAGGCCUAUUAUUUGUCAAGCACGAAAUCCAGUAAAUGAACAAACAAGGUGGAGCCUGUAGAAUUUAUUUGAAAGAUCCAAAGCCUACCAAAUCCAAAAAAGCAGCACAAUGGCUUCACUCAAAUCUGACGAUAUUGAUUGUGAAGAUACACAGACGUAUCCUAACAUUAUUAAACAGCUAAAGCUACAAGAGUAUUACCCUAAAAAACUAACUCGUGAAAAGGCGCUUGCAGUUUCAAAUAUCGACAUUUCAACAGACGACCUCAAGGAUCCUGGCAAGAUUCCUUGGUUUAUUCUGCAAAAUAUGAUCAUGUGUAAUUAUGAAGGAAUGCGUUUUGAAGUCAACGAGCAUAAGCCAUUAUUGUCCGGAACAGGAGACUCUCUUCCACUUCUAGAAAGCCAUUCAGAUAGAGAAAACGACUGCGAUCACACAGAGCAUGUAAGUCCUCUAGACUCGCUGGUUGCACUUUUUUGGUGCUGCGACGAUUUCUUGAGACAAAUUUUAGUUGAAAGAUUGUUACUGUGUCAGCUCGCUAUUCCACUUCUGUUACCAAUCGACAGUCCCUAUGGAAGUGAAAUGCUUAUGUGGGCGUUGAGUACGCUAAGAAAGCAAUGGAAGACACGUUCUGGAUCAUCAUGUGAGCAAUCAAUGGUGUUCCAUAAGUCAUCGAUCGUGUCUGCCAUUCGCUUCGGCAGACCUCGGAUAUCAAAAUCAAAAAUACUCAACAAGGUUAUUAGUGAUCUGAAACAUGAUAUUUUUUUUCACUCCGAUUGCAAUGGCGGUGCUAAUAGGAAAAUCGCCGAUGGGUUAUUGGAAAUGGCCUAUUACCUUCCAAAUGGAAAACGCAAGGACAUGUUAUCCGAGGCGGUCACAUUUAUGAAUUUGAGAGGAAAUGCAUCUUACCUUAAAGGUCAAAUACGAUUUAUAUCUGAAAUAUCAUUUGCAACUAUUGUAUUUAUGUCUUCUGAAAGUCUAAAGGAAGAAGAUAAGGCCUUACUUAAACCAUUGUACGAACAGGACGGUCACUUAAUAAUUGUAUUAGAUGAACAUUCAAAAGGGAAAUUGAAAGAUUCAUUUUGUGCGUUGGAGAAAAGUUGUCUUAAGGUUUCAGAUAAGCAAGUAAAAUACAUCUAUUCUUCAACCAAAAAGGAAUUACUAAUAAGUAAGAAAAUUAAAGAAUGUCUUAAAAGUAUCUACAAAGGAAGUAGGCGUUAUGUUGUCCCUGAUAGAAGCAUUAAAAUGUGCGUCGACGUUGCAAAAACAAUGUGUUUUGAAGUCGACGAUGACAACACACAGGAUUAUUUAAUAACAAGAAAAACUACAGAAAUGAUGAUCGAUAGCUUAAAACAGCAUGGAAAAGAAAAGCAACUACCUUUGCAAAUGAUUGCAAAAGAAAAUGGAGAGAGACAGAAAACACAGUAUUAUUUGGAACGGGACGAACACAAUGCAGCAACAAAGGAUUCUGAGAAUGUCUUGGAUACCAGUAUAUCAUUUUUGCGAAUGAAGCAAAAAAUUGUCUGCGAAGAAGAUCUAGGUAUACUUAAGCUAUUCAGCCGGUCAUAUACGUUUACAGCUCCAGCGAGGAAAUAUUGCCAGAGCUACCUUAAGAUUUUAACAUACAAUAAUAACAUUGACGAAAUGCAAUCGGUACGCCAGGAAUACAUUAACAAAUUGGAUAAGUUACAUAGACAUUUGCAAAAACAUCAAAAAAGUAGAACAAAAUUAGAAAAGAUAAAAGCGAGAAAAGCUGAAAUUGAAUGUCUCGAGAGUGAGCUCUCUAAUUUGUCAUUAGGCUUAGAGCAUUUCAACAGAGAGCUAGGACAAAUGUACGAAAUGAAAUCAGAUUUGAAUCUUCUAGAUUAUUCAACCCGUCAACUUCCAGUCGCUGCAGCUGAAUUAUUUCUUGAUGGAUAUCCUCUAGAAUUAAUGAACGGUGACGCGAUUUAUGUUCCACUCACUUGGAUUGAGGCUAUUCUGAGACAAAAAAUAAUCGAUGAUAAUCGAAUUUUCGUGCUGUCAGUGCUAGGUGUUCAAAAUAGCGGAAAGUCAACUAUGCUUAAUACCAUGUUUGGUUUACAGCUUCCUGUCAAUGCCGGCAGAUGUACUAAAGGCAUAUUUGCGCAAUUAGUUCCAGUGGAUACAAACUUACAAAAGAGUACUGGAUGUGACUAUAUAAUGGUUGUUGAUACAGAGGGUUUACGUGCUCCGGAAUUAGCAGGCCUUGAACAUAGUGACUACUUCAACAAACUUGCUACUCUUGCCAUUGGCUUAAGUGAUGCUACAAUCUUUAAUAUCAGGAGAGAACUUGUAAUUGAAAUAAAAGAAACCCUUGAAAACACUGUUCUUGCAUUCAUGAAAAUUGAAAGUGUAAAAAUCAAACCUAGAGUUAUAUUUGUACAUCAGAAUAUUAAAAAUGUUGGAAGGGCCAAUAUGAAUACGGAUCAAAAAAUAUCAGUAAAGAAUAUGUUGGAUGAGAUCACAAAACGUGCGGCAGAUAAAGAGAACUGCGGCGACAAAUAUGAAACGUUUUCUGACGUCAUUGAAUUCAAUGAAAAUAAAGACGUGAUGUAUGUUUCUAGGUUCCAGAAAGCAGAUUCAUCAAUGGCGCCUGUUGAUCCUGGUUAUAGUCGAAGUAUAUAUCAAGUCAAGAAACAGUUAAUACAGUGCUUGCAAAAUUCUCAAGCUAAAUCAGUUAAAGACUUUAUGCGUAAACUGUCAGAUCUCUCAAAAGCAAUUCCGUGA